UGAGGUCUGUGGAACGCUGGCAACUAGGAACUGCGGGUUUUGAACGGCUCUCAAAUUAAGUUACUUCAUGGGGCCGUUAUGCAGAAUUAACUUUCAUGACGUGCAGAAGUGGAGACAGUGUUUGGGGUGCGCUGGAUGCUUACAUUUUAUUCAAAAUAUCUGUCAAGACAUUGUUUCAAGCGGUGAUCACUGAAGACUUGCGUUAUGAGGACACCUAACAUUUGGAGCGGGCACACAUAGCUCGAGAAAGCGAAGGAGAAGACAUGCAUUUCUGGGCAGCCUAAUAACAUUGACAGUUUUCUAAAUGCGUCCAAUUUUCGAGCAGCCAGGAACAAUGAGCAGUGGUUCUAACAACUUUCUGCUCGUUCCUAUACCGGAGUACCCUGUAUUAGACUGCGUUCCCAACAAAAACGUUAAAAUAGUCGUUCUUGGGGCAAGCAACGUCGGAAAAACAGCUCUGAUUGUAAGAUUCCUUACCAAGAGAUUCAUAGGAGACUAUGAAGCCAACACAGGAGCCUUAUACUCAAGGAAGAUUCAUUUGGAUGGGGAGCAAGUUUCUUUACAAGUGCAGGACACCCCAUGUGUCUCAAUACAGGAUGAUGCAGAGGGUCUUUAUUGUCAAGAGCAGAUCAACCGCUCCAUUUACUGGGCAGAUGGGUAUGUGCUUGUCUUUUCCAUCACUGACCUCAAAAGCUACCACACCAUCCAGCCACUCUACCAACAUGUUCGUCGAAUCCACCCCAGUGGCAACAUCCCUGUCAUCAUUGUGGGCAACAAAAGCGACUUGCUGCGUGCCCGGCAGGUCCCGGAUAACGAGGGUAAGGCGCUUGCUGAUGAAUUGGGAGGGCUAUACUUUGUGGCUUCGGCCAGGGAGAACUAUGAGAGUGUCCAGGCUGCUUUUCUGCAUCUAUGUCAGGAGGUGAGCCAAACACUGGGAGGAGGAAAUGGGGAGAAGAGGAAAGGAGGACUACACCUUGCCAGACCAAAGAGCCCGAACAUGCAAGAGUUGAAGAGAAGGUUCCGGCAAGUUCUGUCAUCCAAAGUGAAAUCAGCUACUGCAUUAUGAUGAUGAUUAUGAUAAAUGUGACUGCAGAGAAUUCACAAAGUUUUCAGAAUAACAACUUGCUGUUGCAAAAGUGUUUAAUAUUGUGAAACACAAGGAAUAACAGUAAAACUCACCAGAUGUUUUUCCAAGUAUUCAUACAAGUUGCAUGGUGAGAUUCACUCUCUCUGGGAGACUGUGGCACAUGGGACUCCUAGUUAUAAAAUCAUUAAAGGACUGGUUUUGAUGAUCUGUUUCAGCUGCUAUUAUUCGUGCAUUUUCCCCCUUGUUUUCCAGGGAUAUUAUUCAUUUCUUUAGUAACAUGAUUAUAUGUUGACUGCUAAUCUUUUAGUGAGAAUUUAAAAAUGAGAUUGGUACUACUACAUAUUUUGUCUUAGCCCACUACUGUAUAUCAGUUUAACGUAAAGCAAGAAUGAACAGCAUUUUUCAUUGAAUAAGGCUGUUUAUUACAUUGAAAACAGCAAAAUAAAACAAACCAUUUAGUUGUAGGGCCAUUUAUUUGACAAAAAUCAACAGCAGUCAUUCCUACAAGGUUCUCAUGAUGCUUGAACAGUUUGCUAAAUGUUAUUUCAGGAUAGUCCCAAAACUUCAACUGACAGUGGGAGACAUUAUCCAGCUAUGUUUUUUAUAAUCAUAUCAGAGGAAGAGGUUGUCAAAUGGUGGUUCCCAUGACCUUUGACCUACUUACACUGUGUCAAGGCUUUAAGCGUGCUGUGUUGUUUUUGUAGAGUGUUUCCUUUGCUUGUUCUUUCCAGAUGUCCCACUCAGCCAUUCAAAUGGACACUUAUUUAUCCCUCAGGACAGAUGAAGUUGCAUUCCUUUGCAGCAGGUUGUGGAGUCCUGGACUGAACUAUUGGUUAUCCACUAAGUGACCUUUCACCAUUUAUGAAUACUUUUCUUCCCGUCACCUAAUGGCCUAAUGAAAGAAUAGCAGUAUCAGAAUGGGAUCAGCCUUUUCCACUCACCCACAGUGAGAUACUUUGACAAAGUAAACGGCAGAUUUGUGGUAAGAUGAAUAUGUUGUGUUGAUUUAACUUCUUUCACAAUAAGCAUGGCUUGGUCUGUUUUCUCUCUUGCUCUCCUUCUCGUAAUUUUACAUAAACCCACAACUUAUAAUAUGUCUUGUGUCAACAUCCCACUGACAACUGACCCCCAUUAUUUUAACUGAAAUUUCCUCAUAUAAUUUUCAAAUAUUUGAAACUAGAGAACGGCUCAGUUCUCAGAACAUGUUGGCCUAAUGCCAGUGUUAGAACUUCAUAAAACCAUUACCAAAACCAGCUUGUGAUAAGCAUUAGUUCAAAUGUAAGCCAGCUGUGGGUGUCUCUGAGGCUUAACUGUUCCACGUUAAUAGUAGUUUCACUUAAUCCUUUGCAGAAAACAUAUCAUUGUAAAAGAACAGUUCUUAAAAAUCACUCGUAUUUACACUAUACUUAAAAAAAAAAAAGUAUUAAAAAAAAUAGUAAAUUGGAUCUUAGGCUCACUUGGCUUGAAUUUGAUGGAAGAACACAGACUCAUAUAUGUGGACAUACACUGUUACAAGAGAAUGUGCAAAUACACACAUUGAAAUAAUAGAUGUAUGCUAUUCCUCUAAAAAUAUUUUCUCAUCAGAUAUAAGCAUUUAAGCACUAUGACAGCAUAAGUGCAGGGCCAUUCCAAGUCUGGGCAGGGCCCUGGUCAAAUUAGAAUGCAGAUCCCCCUCUGUAUCACUGUUUACACCUCUCUAACGACUGCCCUACGUAAGUGCUGCACUUUCAUGUAGGAUUUGGGGGAAAUACUUUGCAUUGUAACACUAUAAUUUAUUUUAAUAGAUGUAGAGAAAAUGAAAAUGCAUAAGUACUUGCUAUCUGGUCUGACCUUAACAUUUGGGUACAGUUCAAAAAUUCGGAGUGAUCUGAUGCUUUUGUCGAUUAGAUCACAAGCCCGAAUCAGUGGCUUCUCCCCUCUAGUUUGUACAGAACAGAUUUAAUAAACCAUCUUCUGGCAUUAUGAUUAUGAAUGGCUUCCUGUGCUCUGUUGUGUUCUGAUAAAAUGAGAAAGACUGCAGGACUUCUUAUUUCAUAAGGAGUAUGAGUUAGUGUUUGUGCUGAUUCGUUUAUUUGGGAGUGCUGGUCAAGGAAGUUUGAAUUCUCAGCAGAGUGUUAUUAGAUGAGAAACAGCUGUGAUGUGAAUCAGUAAUGAGAUACUUUUUUUCUACUUCUGUGUUCAUUAUGUUAUCACCGCCACAGGA
This is a messenger RNA of Xyrauchen texanus (razorback sucker), 3290 nucleotides long. Its product is annotated as ras-like protein family member 11A-like. The record is from RefSeq and is a predicted model, not a curated record. The coding region runs from base 305 to 1066 and encodes 253 amino acids. The transcript is spliced from 4 exons. Lineage: Eukaryota; Metazoa; Chordata; Actinopteri; Cypriniformes; Catostomidae. Gene Ontology annotation, molecular function: GTPase activity; GTP binding.